This is a messenger RNA of Lindgomyces ingoldianus, 1135 nucleotides long. Its product is annotated as neuronal calcium sensor 1. Lineage: Eukaryota; Fungi; Ascomycota; Dothideomycetes; Pleosporales; Lindgomycetaceae. Gene Ontology annotation, molecular function: calcium ion binding. The transcript has 4 exons. Gene Ontology annotation, cellular component: cytosol; membrane; intracellular membrane-bounded organelle. The coding region runs from base 371 to 943 and encodes 190 amino acids. The record is from RefSeq and is a predicted model, not a curated record.
CCGCUCCGCAGCUUCCUUCUUCAUCGCAUAGUCUAUCCUCAGUCUAUUGCCUGAGACUGCCCAUCAGAUUUCCUCAUCCGCCUGUCCAUUCUCGCAGACCGCGCCGCCAACCGCUGCACUCGUCCUGGUAAUCUGUUCCUCUGCGAAAGGCUGCUGCGCCUCGCCCUCAGCUCUCAACCCCACCAUAAGUCCUUCGCAACCCCUCCGCCACACCUUGUCUCGACUUUCACUCUUCCUCCGUCGAUCGCACCGCGCUGCAUCUUCACCACCACUGUUGCCCCCCGCCGCUCUGCAUUUUCGCCGACUGCAUCAGACAUCAAAGUUCCGCACACUGCGCGCUUAUCGCUGCCGGUAAACAAACGCACGAGCCAUGGGUAAAUCCCAGAGCAAGCUGUCCCAACAGGAGCUUGCGGAUCUGCAGAAAGCCACUCACUUCGACAAGAAAGAAUUGCAGCAAUGGUACAAAGGCUUUUUGAAGGACUGCCCGUCUGGUAUGCUCACCAAAGAGGAAUUCCAGAAGAUCUACAAGCAAUUCUUCCCGUUCGGCGACCCUUCCUCCUUUGCAGACUACGUCUUCAACGUUUUCGAUGCGGAUAAAUCUGGGACUAUCGAUUUCAAGGAAUUCAUCUGCGCUCUCAGCGUCACUAGCCGCGGCAAGAUGGAGGACAAGCUCGACUGGGCAUUCCAACUGUACGACAUCGACGGCGAUGGAAAGAUCAGCUAUGAGGAGAUGUUGGCAAUCGUCGAGGCGAUAUACAAAAUGGUUGGAUCCAUGGUAAAGCUUCCCGAGGAUGAAGACACGCCCGAGAAGCGCGUACGCAAGAUCUUCCGGAUGAUGGACAAGGACGAGAAUGGAAGCCUGGACAUGGCCGAGUUCAAGGAGGGCUCCAAGCGCGACGAGACGAUUGUGUCGGCCCUGUCUCUCUACGACGGGCUGGUCUAGACGAUAUCUCUGCUCAUCUCUUCGGCCGGUGUUCUCGGGUUCUUGUUUGAUAUCAACAGUGCAUUCAAAGGGUUUUCUUUAGCAUGCGGAAGGGUGCAUGCCUGCGGGGAAACAUCACUCACGAUGUAAAUAUGAUUGGACGAUGGUGCUUCAGUGGUGCAAUGAUUGAAUAAUCAAACCCACGUCUCUGGA